AUGUCUUUUUCUUUAGUUGUAACUGCUUAUGUUCAUCGAACGAUUCAUAAUUUUAAUUUAUUUUCGUCGGAUAACAAAAAUGAUCCCGAAGACGAACGUAUUGGUAUCAUUGCUACUCGUCUUUACAUUUUCUUCAUAUUUAUCGGUCUUAUUAUUCUUGGUCUUUAUACACUGUUAUCACAACGUAGUCAAACACGUACUGUUCAAUUACCUUCAAUUUCAGAAUUUGAAAAUUUACAUUCAAUGCAUACGUUAACAUUAAAUUGUCCAUGUUCACGUUUUUCAAUGUCACAUGCUCGAAUAAUGUCUCUUUAUCCUCGUUAUCAUGCGAUAUGUUCAAGUGAUUAUCUCAAAGAUUAUUGGUUAUCUUAUUUUGGUCGUGUAGAAAUUGAUCUUGAUAGUGUUGCAUUUUUAACAACUGACUUUCGUAUUAGUGGCCAAUCAUUUUUUAAUAUAAUAAGCAUAUUAUGUGAAACAGCAAAUGAAACAGUUGAAAAUGCAUUAAGAGUGUUUGGAUCAAAUCGAUUAGUUACAAUGAAUGCAUUAUCACGUUCACAAUUUCAUAUGGAAACUUCAAUACGUUUAAAACAAUUUGAAAAACAAACAAUAGCUUCUUUUCUUGGUCUAAUUGAAUUAAUUAUUUCAUCAAUUCAUACGAAUCAAUUAGCGGAAGAAACAUGGACAAAUGUUGGACCUCUAUCAACAUAUAAUAAUGAAACGUCAAAAUGGUCAUUUCGUUUUCGACCAAGAGAUUUUUAUAUAAAUUCAUGUUCAUGUGCUAUAUCUGAUCAAUGUAUUCGUCCUGUUGGUUUUCAUUUGCAAACAGAUGACAUUCGAUCUACACCUAAUAUAACCGUACCUGGUUUAGUUCUUGGUUGUUACGCAAUUGAUUCUCUUCUUUUAUCUACAUUAGAAUGUUUUUACGAACAAAAAUGUAUCAAACUUCUUGUUGAUAAUUAUUAUUUUGAUGUUGUUGGUUCAGUUCGACCAUUAGACAGUCGUGCUGUUAAGAUACAACCACUUGAAUAUGAAAGUAGUCGUUUUUAUCCAAAUACAACAAUAAAUGAAAUUUUUUCACAAUUAUUUAUAGAAGAUUGGAUUAAUUCAAGUAAUUUUACGUCAUAUUAUGAACGAUGUGCACCUUUACAAUGCACUUAUACUAUAAAAAAACGUUUUGAUAUUGCUUAUAUGUUAGCUACCAUGCUUGGAUUUUAUGGAGGAUUAAGUACCAUUUUAGAAAUCAUUUUACCACCACUUGUCAAGACAGCUUCACAACAAUGGUCAAAAAGAAAAAAAUCAGUACAAUUAGGUGAUCCUAGCGUAGUCACAACAGGUAAGAUAAUUACUAUUAUUUCAUUCAAUAAAAUAAAAAAUUGA
Messenger RNA from Rotaria sp. Silwood2, 1377 nucleotides. NCBI's taxonomy places the organism in Eukaryota, Metazoa, Rotifera, Eurotatoria, Philodinida, Philodinidae. The record is from the annotation of a GenBank genome assembly.